Naegleria fowleri is the source of this 2526-nucleotide messenger RNA. RefSeq lists its product as uncharacterized. The transcript has a single exon. Gene Ontology annotation, molecular function: protein binding. Lineage: Eukaryota; Heterolobosea; Eutetramitea; Acrasida; Naegleriidae. Bases 1 to 2526 code for a protein of 841 amino acids. The record is from RefSeq and is a predicted model, not a curated record.
AUGUUGCAACAACAACAAUUACAACAAAAAGAGGAAGGACAUUCCUUCUCAUCGUCUUCGUCGUCAUCUCCGUCGCCGUCUUGUUCUUCAUUCUCUCCUCCACUCUCUCCAAUCGGAGGAGAAAGAAAUGAUGAGCUGAGUAACAACGGUGAGGAAGAGAAAAAUCGUUCCAAAGACUUUUUGGAAGAAACAACAACAGUAGUGCCUUUAAUCCAUACGACCUCUUCCUCAUCCUCAUCCUCCGAACAAGUCGUUGAAGAAAUACCAAUCCAAUCCGUUCUCUCUCCGUUGUUACUGUCCAGUAAGGAUCCUGUGGAUGAUCAAGAAGAGGAUCAUCAUCAAGAGGCUUCUUCAUUCUCGGAGGAGACUGAAGAUGAUGGCUCAUCAAUAUCUUCUUCAGAUCAACAUCUUCCAAACAAUAAUCAUGACAAUUUAAAUCAUGGUGAAACGGGUCAGUCUUCGACAUUGCAGCCUUCUUCUUCUGUUGCAUCAUCGUCAUCCGAACACUCUCAACCAUCCUCCUCCUCCUCUCUGACUGAUCCAUCAAGUACGAAUACAAGUACCUCUUCUCAAUCCUCUCAGCAACAACAACAACAACCACCAAAAGUACCUCCCUUAGAUCCCAGAAUUGAUAUUGAUAGUGUGUUACGGAAUACACUAGCAUUACCCUAUGUUCUUUAUCCUCCUUGCUUAUUUUCUCAUUUGACAUGUGGCCCCAAGAAUAUUCCUCUUUUUGCGUACUUGUUGACAAGUGAAUAUCCAUGGAACUGUCCUGCUCAUAAUUUUUCUAGCAAACAUGACUCGGAAAGUCACAAGUAUGAUGAGGAAAGAGAACAGUAUAUUAUUGGAAGAAUUCAAUUUUUAACAAGAGCUUUGGAUGCACAAUGGGAGUAUCAAAUGAAAAUUCAUAGUCGAGUGGACAAGCUCCAGAAAAAGGUUCAACGAACUCAAAUGGAAAAUGUGUUUCUUCAGUCAAUCAAGCCUUUUUGUGAAAAGAGGAUGAAGGAAGUUCAAUUAUAUUUAACCAAAAUUAUUUCGAAUUAUAUAGACGGAGUUUACGAAUAUAAUGAUGGUUCCAUGUAUGCAGAUUUGAAACUAACGAUGAAUACUAUCAAAACAAAACUAUCUUCUUCAACGCUGACAUCCACUACAAUGAUUAAAGCGGCACAAAUGAUGCAAUUAAUGCUGGGAUUGGAGGAUGUCAGCGAAAAACAGACCUCAAUUAUUGAAGAGACAUCCGGCUCCAAACAGCCCAAACCUAAUGAAAAUACUUCUCCUUAUGCAGUUUACUGCAGAGAGCUUGAUGUUCGAAGAGAAGAAAUGAAAUUCUCCUAUGCGAAUAAUCCACACGCAAGAAAUGUCGUCGAGGCACGAUGUGAAAAAUUAGAUGAAUUUUAUUCUUCAAAAUAUGAAUUAGGAAAAGGAGUAUUGUGCGGAGAUAUUUUUGUGACAAAGGCAGAAUCAGUGAUGGUAUAUGUUGGAGGGAUUAAUGGCAAGCUGAAAUUUACAAAAGUGCCCGAGUCGAAAAAUGCCAAUAACUAUUGUAUAGAUAUUAAGAAAAACACAGUACUAGUGACUUCUCCAAAAUGCCUACAAAGUUACAAAAUUAACACAAAUCCUCAAUUAGAAACAUCGUUUUCCAAAGAGUUUACGAUUAAUGCAUCCAAUGACAACAUGACAUUUGGACCUGUUACAACUCUGGAUGGUUUAGUUGCUGUUGCUGAUGGCUCACAAAAUGUUGUCUAUUGCUACAGCCCCUAUACCAAGAAACCUUCGCACGGGUUUAAGCUUCCUGUUUAUGAAAACAACAGAAGCAUUUACAUGAUGAAAUUUCAUCCAAUGACUCGAACAUUAUUUACCGCAUCAUCCAAUGUGAUAUUUUCAGUCUUUAUGGAGAAUCGCUUCUACGAUGUGCCCUUUGUAGGUUUUGGAAGCACUGUCACGGACUUUUGUUUUGAUCCAACCUCGGCAUCAGUACUACUCGCAAGCUGUGCCGAUCGAAAUGUUUAUUUAUUUGACUAUAGACAACAAGUUUCACCAAUAUUGAAAUUGCAAGGACAUGCAGAUAGAGUGGAAGCAUGUGACUUUUCGCUUGUGGGAGGAGUACCAUUUGUUUGGAGUGCAGGAUACGACGAGUCCAUUCGUUGCUGGGAUUUGAGAAUGCAAGCGCCUCUAUAUGAGCUCUCGACAGGUAAUGGUCGACCUCUAUCGAUUCAUUGGCAUGACUCUUCCUCCACAUUGUUAUGUAAUGCUGCAUUUGAUCAUUGCAACAGCGAGGAAUGGCCAGAGACUGCCAUACACAAUCGAAAACACUUUUCAAGGAAAUUUAGUAUCACAUCAUCUGCCAUUAUUAGGUAUCAAUUUAAGGAUUCAAUUCCUUUCAAUGCCAGUGCUCAUUCUUCAGCACGAUCUCCAGUGCUUGGUGGAUCUUCAUCCGUUUCUUCCAACAAUAAUCACUACAACAAUAACCAUUCAACACAUUCUUCCUCAAAGAAGAGUUCCCAAAAAUCAAAGCGAAGAAAAUAA